Messenger RNA from Baudoinia panamericana UAMH 10762, 604 nucleotides. RefSeq lists its product as uncharacterized. The coding region runs from base 133 to 486 and encodes 117 amino acids. Lineage: Eukaryota; Fungi; Ascomycota; Dothideomycetes; Mycosphaerellales; Teratosphaeriaceae. The transcript is spliced from 2 exons. The record is from RefSeq and is a predicted model, not a curated record.
GUGCGGAGGUGCGGGAGUAGCAAGGCAAUCGGUCGAUAUUCCUUUGUUCAUUCCGUCUCAAUUGUGUUUCCGCCUGACCAGCAGCGCUGAUACUCUACCCUCUCCAUUCAACUUGGCGCUGCCAUCAAGGUCAUGCAGCUCAUCCGCGCUUCUCACAAGCCCGAGGCGGCAUCACGGCAGCCUACUGAAACAUUUACGGGAACAGUACACAUGGACCCGAUCUUCACCGCAGAUGACUGCAUGGGCAAUAAUGUUUGCUUCACGCCGGGAGCCCGCACAUUCUGGCACUAUCACGAACGAGGCCAGAUCCUGACCGUUACAUUGGGCUACGGUUUGGUCUGCUCAGAAGGUCAGGCACCUCGGCGGUUGCAAGUUGGCGACAUGGUUCAUGUACCUGCGGGCGAAAAGCACUGGCAUGGUGGCACAAACACAACCUGCAUGGCACAUACUGCCAUCUCACUCGGCAGUCCGUGCGCCACUCAUUGAAAUGAACUCUCCUGCUAACACAAUAGGUAGAGACAACAUGGCUCGGCGAGGUAGACCAGGGAGAAUACGAGAAAGCGCACGAGUCUGCACAUUAGAUGGAACGUACGAUCUAAACGCG